AUGCAGAUGCAGUUGCAGAUGGUCAGGCUUCGGCUGCUACACCCUCGUCUGUUCCUGUCUUCGGCUGCCGUGGCUGCUCGACAUUGGACCCCAAGCAGACGGCUACUCAGCACGCAGCAUGUCCAGUCAGCGACCAGCAGCAUCGCCGGUGAUGCCAAACCGUUCGUGCCGUUGCGGAAGCAGUUGAAGGACGAGACGAAGGCGAAACGGCUGCAGGGAAAGGGAAAGAAGAAGUCGAGAGGCGCGAGCUCGCAGGUUGAAGGAUGGGAGUUGACAGUCGGCAUUGAGGUCCACGCCCAGCUGGAUACGGACUCUAAGCUGUUUUCCAGUGAGUUAAUGGCUAUAAAGAAGCACUGGCACAAGAGAAAGAUAGAGGGGAAAAAAGUCUCUAGAAUGAAAAACGCUGAACUGAUUGUGUAG
Molecule: messenger RNA, 420 nt
Organism: Trichophyton verrucosum HKI 0517
Lineage: Eukaryota; Fungi; Ascomycota; Eurotiomycetes; Onygenales; Arthrodermataceae
Exons: 1
Coding region: 1-420 (139 amino acids)
Molecular function (GO): catalytic activity
Source: RefSeq, a predicted model, not a curated record